CAACAUUUCUUCCCAUUUGGGUUUCAAAAAGGGAAAAAAAAUCCCCAAGCUGGAUUCGUUUGUGUUAACAUUCUUCAGGCAAUACUUGACUCUGUUCCGCAAGUAUUUUAUGAGGAAGGGGUUGAGAGAUCUUGUCGGUGGCGUCGGGGACGGGGAGCCAUCGUCGAGUUCGAAGAGGAAGAAUGUAUAUCCGCCAAUUGAAGCUUUCUGGCUGCCGCCGGCGGAGGCAGCACCGGUGGAGGCAAAGGGCAGCCGGGGGUUGAGUUCGAAGCUGCUUCAGCCGCUCAAGUUUCGGAGGUCGUCGGAAAAGAGGAGGAGCUUGAAGAUGGCCAUGGAAGGGAAACAUGAUCCCAAGGAAGAAGAAGCUGUUGAUGCUUUAAGGGAAAUGCUUUUUCUUGACUGUCAGUUGCCGCCCAAAUUUAACGAUUAUCAUACUCUUCUAAGAUUCCUACGCAUGAGGGAUUUUGAUCGUCCAGCAGCAAAAGAAAUGUUUUUGAAAUUUAUAAAAUGGCGUGAGGAGUUUAGAACUGAUGCAAUUUCGAAGGAGUUUAAGUUCGAGGAGAGAGAAGAGGUGAAGAAGUGCUACCCUCAUGGAUUCCAUGGAGUAGACAGAUAUGGGAGGCCAAUCUACAUUGAAAGGCUUGGGAUGGUUGACCUCAACACACUACUUCAAGUGACAACACUUGAGAGGUUUGUGAAGUAUCAUGUGUCUGAGCAAGAGAAGACUUUGAGCAUUAGAUAUCCUGCUUGUUCCAUACAAGCCAAGAAGCACAUUGCAUCCACUACGAGCAUUUUAGAUGUCGGUGGUGUGGGGAUGGCUAACUUCUCCAAGCCUGCGAGAUAUCUCUUUACGGAAAUCCAAAAGAUCGACAGCAAUUACUAUCCCGAGACACUACAUCAAUUGUUUAUAAUCAAUGCUGGGUCAGGGUUUAAGAUACUAUGGAAAGCAUUGAGCGCAUUUCUUGAUGCACGAACCUUAGCUAAGAUUCAUGUUUUUGGACAUAAUUAUGUUCAAGAGCUACGCGUGAUCAUCGAUCCGAGUAAUUUACCAAGUUUCCUAGGUGGAAAUUGUGUUUGUUCUGAAUAUGGAGGUUGCCUAUCAAGUGAUAGGGGGCCUUGGAACAAUCCUGACAUUCUAGCCUUGCUUCAGCAGGUUAUUUCUUCGGCAGAUGAAGCUUGUGAUUAUGAUGAAGAAGAAAGCGGUUUGGCUUCGGAAGAUGCUUGGUUAGAUAAUAGAAAAAUUCAAGCCUUGGAAGAAGCUUUAGCAGAGACUAAGACAAAAAUUGAGGCAUUAGAAACAGCACUUGAAGAUACCAAAGUGAUUUUGAGAGAGGUUACACAAUAUAUAGACGACUUAAGAACGUGAAAAGAAAAAUCCAAUCGAAUUGCAUGGAUUUCCAUAUUUUAAACCGAAUGGUCCAAAAUCAAAAGGCGGAGACAAUGGAAAAUUAUGGAAUCUACGUCAACAAAAAUCUAAAAGUUGAUGGUUUUAUCUCAUCAACUUUCAUAUAGACGUGGAUUGCAAUAUACAUACAUAUACGUGCAAAAUAUGAAGUCAUUCAUUCGGUCUAUUCUUCAUAUAAUGUGCAAAAAAUUGUAACUUUAUAACCUUGAAAACAAAACUUUUAACUCUUGAUUGUAAUUAAGUUAAUUUUGGUUUGGUUGAUGUGGUUAAAUUUAACUAGUAGUUUCGUGUGUGUAAUAUAUUAAUUUUUAGUAAUAUGAACAAAAUGUAGGUGGAGAUUCAA
Messenger RNA from Momordica charantia (bitter melon), 1748 nucleotides. The record is from RefSeq and is a predicted model, not a curated record. NCBI's taxonomy places the organism in Eukaryota, Viridiplantae, Streptophyta, Magnoliopsida, Cucurbitales, Cucurbitaceae.